This is a messenger RNA of Haliotis rufescens (red abalone), 7418 nucleotides long. Its product is annotated as synaptic vesicle membrane protein VAT-1 homolog-like. Lineage: Eukaryota; Metazoa; Mollusca; Gastropoda; Lepetellida; Haliotidae. Gene Ontology annotation, molecular function: oxidoreductase activity. The record is from RefSeq and is a predicted model, not a curated record. Bases 438 to 1655 code for a protein of 405 amino acids. The transcript has 10 exons.
CUAUCGAGCAAUUUGUCAAGCAAGCUGCGAGUCAUGUGAUAACUGAUUUAUACGCUGUCGUGCUAAUACCCCCCGACAUCCCUGUCAAUAUAGUUCUGCCGGUCGAGAUCCAUCUGCGCUUUGAGUAUAUUUGAUAAGACGGUGUAAUGGCAGUAGCAUGGUUAUGAGAACAGGCCCAUUUUAAACCAAUCGAUGAACUACUGUGCUAGCACUGACAGUUGCUAACGGUCACCCUUGAAAUCAAGACAGGCAAACCGUAGCAGACGACAGAUAGAGAGAUUCGUCGUAACGAUCGAGGAGACGUGGUCUUGUCCACCUACAACCUUCCUACGCCAAACGCCGUUACCUUGGAAAUAAAAUCAUCAUAAUUAAUACCACUGUGACCUUGCAAUACAACAUUCGCAGGGACAGAACGGAACAGGAUAGAUCGUUUCAGAAUGGCGGAGACUCAAGCACCCACCGUUGAACCUGCUGCGGAAGCCAAGCCUGAUGUAGAGGCGCCUGCCGCUCCCACGAAAGUGAUGAAAAGCGUCGUUUUGACAGGAUUUGGGGGGUUGAAAAUGCUGAAGGUUCAACAGAAACCCGAGGUAACUGCCGCAGGAGGAGAACUGUUGGUCAGAGUGAGAGCAUGUGGUAUGAACUUUCCUGAUCUGAUGGUGCGGCAAGGAGUUAUUGACACUCCUCCAAAGACACCAGUUAUCAUGGGUUUUGAGUGCUCUGGCAUUGUCGAGGCUGUUGGUGAAAAUACAACUGGAUUCAAGGUCGGGGACCGUGUGAUUGGCUUUACCAACUACAACGCAUGGGCAGAGCUUGUGAAUAUCAAUGCCAAUCAUGUGUUCAAAAUGCCUGAUAACAUGAGCUUCCAGGAUGGUGCUGCGCUUCCAAUGAACUACGUGACAGCAUAUAUCCUUCUGUUUGACAUGGCCAACCUGAGGAAGGGCCAGUCCCUGCUGGUGCAUUCUGUAGGGGGAGGUGUGGGUAAUGCAAUCACCCAGCUGUGCAAGACGGUGGAGGAUGUGACAGUGUUUGGUACAGCGUCCUCAAACAAACACGAAGCCAUUAAGGCUAACGUCUCCCACAUCUUUGACCACAACGUCGACUAUGCUCAAGAAGUCAGAAAGGUGGCGGCCGAGGGGGUGGACAUCGUCCUGGACUGUAUGUGCGGAGAUGACACCAACAAGGGCAUCAUGCUCCUUAAACCAAUGGGAAAGUACCUGUUGUAUGGUUCCUCCAACAUAGUAACUGGUGAAACAAAAAGCUUCUUCAGCUUUGCAAAAUCUUGGUGGCAAGUGGACAAGGUCAACCCCAUCAAGCUGUUUGAUGAGAACAAGGUCAUAGGCGGCUUCCAGUUGAGGCGGCUCCUGUUCAACCAAGGCCAACACGGCUAUGUCCGUGAGGUGAUUGAGAAGCUCUUCAAGAUGUACAGUGCUGGCAAGAUCAACCCCACCAUCGACUCGGUGUGGGCCUUUGAGGAUGUGUCUGAUGCGAUGCAGAAGAUGCAGGACAGGAAGAACGUAGGCAAGGUUCUCCUGGACCCCACAGCUGAGCCAAAACCUAAAGAUGUGGAAGCCGAGAAAGCUGCUGUGUCUACCGAUGCUGAGUCUGGCGAUAAACAGGAGAAGAAAGAGGAGAAACCAGUUCAAGAUGGAAAGUGAUCAAUGUCCUUCCCCUAUUUCGAUGUCAGCCACAUCCCUUGGAGCCUCCCUCGUUCAAGCAGGCCGCAUUUGUAUAGCUACGUAGGAACGCCGUGUACAGCUAAGCAGCUCCACACUACGUCAUCAACUCAAACACGUUUAACUGGUAUCAAGGUCCUUUCACAAUGCUGAUGGAUUAAAUGACUGUGAUAUACGGUGCAUACCACUUUUAGUCACUAUUACCUAUCCACUAUCUGAGAUGACCAAACCUGUAGCAUAUUGUAUGUCACUCACUUCGUGCAACCUUUAGUAUGUAUUGUUUAAUGGAUUCGGUUUUGUUAACGAUGUUGAGAUUACACAAUGUUUUAUGCUAAAGUUUAAAAGAUUUUAAUCUUAAAUUCUAAUGAAAUGAUAAGUGCAUUCUGUAUAUUGGUUAGAAACAUGAACAUUUCGAUGUUAAAAUUAUGCAUAGCAGGGGAAGAAAUUAGUACUAGCCUCUUAGCAAGAGUAAGUUUCACUGAAAGCUAAACAGCGUUACAGGUGACCUGAGACAAAGUAAAUUUUGAACUUUUAGGGAUGUGUUUUGUCCAUGCGGGUUGGUUUACUUUCAAGACUAAUUUCUAGCCCUGUAUGAAAGUUGCUAAGUACAAGAUAAUACAUCACAAGGUGUAAAUAACAGUGUAUUUGCUCAUUUAAAAUGUCAACUUAUUCAAAAUCUAGGCAUAACUUUAACCUGUUACAUUUAUCCUGUUAUGGUCUUCACCCCCUUGACAUUUCUGUUACACUUGCUGUCAGUAGCCAGACCAUUAAAACCAUAUAAUCCAUGGACUUAUGAAUCAUGAACGUAAAUAUACUGGUGUGUGCUAAAUUAUUACUUUUUUCAUGGUAACAGACCCAUUUGAUGACUUGUAAAACAGUUCUUAUUUCUGGCUUUGCCUUAAGCACCUUCAGAGCACAUAACUCUUACCGGAAAAACUCCAUUCUUGAGGCCAACCUCCCAUGUUGAUCAUUGUAGAGGAUUUUGUCUGAAAGAUAUUUUAAAAGAUGCUUAUACUGGCUGAAUAUUUAUUUCAAGAAAAUGGCCUGAACAUUUCAGUGAGAGACCUGUAUUAUGUGUUUUAUGAGCAAGAUGACCCGUCCUUGGUCCAUUUCUAGAAUGUACAACACGUCCGACCUCACAUACUAACCACCUAUAGUGACCCUGCUUCUAGAUGCAACAAUGCCAUCAGGUGCUACUGCUGUGUUUAAAGUACUGGCCUGUAUUCACAAAAUAAUACUCCUGUUUCUAUAUUAAACUCAUAAUUAAUAACAUUUUAUCUCAUAUAGAAUGGAAGAUCAUCAGUUGUGGGUAUUUUAUGAUGUAUUUCUAACCUGGUUACCAUGGCAACAAUUCUGACCCAUUUUAAUCUAUCGACAUUGUCUUGAAUGUUUUUGGAAGAAUAAGCCAUCAAAUAUAAGGACCAAAUACAAGCCAUUAAUGCAAUGUGUAUGUUGAACUAUUUUGUGAAUAUGAGGCCAUCAUUGUAGGUACGAUUCAGAACGUAGUUUAUCUUUCCCAGUUUUUGAAUCAUGUCGAACUAGUGUGUUAGAGAUGAAGCGCAGUUUCCUGAAAGGUAUCCAAGACUUUCACUAGAGUAGGUUGGGGUUUUUUAACCAUGAAAAAUCUUAUUAUGCAAUUUGCAAAGUGAGCGCAAUUGUAUGUGGUGGAAUACAUUCCUCGUCUGUGUCUGCGAUGCCAGUUCUUCUGUGUACAUGACCUAUUUGACCAACGGCCAGUCUGUUUAGGAUCGGUAGUCGUCAAAUAUAUGCUCUUAUAUGGUUUUAGUGUAUAACACUGAAAUUAUCUAAGGAGGCAGAUUGAUAGUGGAAUUACUGAGAGCAUAUCUCAUGCUUCUAUUAGUAUUUUGCCCCCAUAAGUGAUUCAGACACUUGUGUAUAAUGUUACUGAGGGCAUUCAUGUUAUCAAAAUCUAAAACUGCAGGAAGAAGAAAUUAAUUUUUGAUUUAGUUAAAUAUUUUGGAAUGAUUUGUAAGCAUUUAAGUAUUAUCUUAAAUGAAAUAAUGAAUAUUUGUAGCUUCGACAGGCAUUUACGGCAUCUUUAGCACAAUAUGUCUGUCUGUGGUAAGUACAGCAAACCUUAAACAAUACUUGGUAGUGCAACACUGAAUGUAUUACAUUAACCACCAUAUUCAAUGUUAUAAGACCCUUACAUAUCAAAGAUAAUAAUCACUGCUUGAUGUGUCUUAAUGGGAGGAAUCCUCAAAUAUUUUAAGUGCGUCAUUUUGUAAUUUUCCUUCAGAAGAUAUUUAACCUUCAUUAGUAAGAACCACAUCUUUUAAUAAUUGAACAGUCAGAAUUUUCAGUUAAGAAGUCACCCACCAAACAUAGAUGUGAACGCUUAUACACUCAACCACUGGCUGUUUUGUUUAACUUAUGUCAAAUAUGUUAUUGUUUCAUGCUGCUAUCUGAUGUUUGUACCAAAAGGAUGGUUCUCUCUGGUUUCUUGAUUUUAAAUCUUGAAGACAUGUAUUUUUUUGUAUCAUUUUUAUGUUUGUAUUAUUUCAUAAGCUUUAUAUAUUCUGGCUUACCUAGAGUUGAGCUUUUGCUGCUUUUCAACUUAUGUAAAUGAGUGUAUUAUUGUGACUGUUCCUUGUACUAUAUGUAUCUUGUUCUGUGUAUGACAGCUGUGUCCAUGUGCGUCAGUGGGUCAUCUCACCAUUGUUGAAACUUGUCAGUUUGCUCACAAAGUGGUUGUGCUCUAUGGUAACAAAUGAAGUCAAACAUUGUCAAAACUUGAACAGGAUUUAGAGGGCAUUGAUGUUGAAAUCAGAAGCUGUGAUCCAAAUGUUGCCUAUUUUCUGUGUAAAGUCUCACUGAUGAGAUGAUGUUCCAAGAUGUAGCACUUCUGUAUCCGUCAGUAAUCAAAAUACCGUGUUUACCAACGUCAAUUUGUUGUGCAUGUGUUUUAUUUGCAAGUGUUGAUAGUUUGACGCACUGACAGAAUUGAUAUGAGGUGUUAACGGAGAUACCGUAUUCGACCAAAAAGUUAACAAGGCAUUUAAAUGAAUUAAAAGGACAAAAUUCCAAUAAGAAUAUGCCCAGUCUAACAUUACAUCCGUUAUCAAGGAUUUCCAAGUUUGAUCCAUCUCGGUAUAGAUGUACAGCAUAACCCUUACUAUAUUUGUAAUCGGAUGGUUAUCAGGUUGAAUAUUGUAAUAGUAAAAACUCAGGUACAGCGCAUAAUGUUUUCAAAAUUUUACUCGUUUCAAUGUUCUUUUGGGACCAAUGAUAAUUUAUUUUUAGAACAGACAGAAAUAUUUUGUUCCAUUUAUUAUGUGAAGGUGCUAAAGAUUUAAUACAUUUCACAUGCACUUGUUUCUAUAUGUUUACAAUGACAUAAAAUGGCAAAUAAUAAAUGUACUGCCAAAAGAUUUCAAAAUGUUUUGUGAUAAUAAUCAAAUGAAGUUCUAGAAAAUUUAUUUUGCUUUAAUAUUUUUCUAUAUAUUUUUUAUUCUUUAAUUAUCAAACAUUCAUUGGAAAAGGUGGAUUAAUUAAUUGUUUAAGUAAACAUCUGCAGACGAGCAAAUAAUUGAUAUUAUGACAUAAAAUCAAAUGAUGAAUUGAAUGAAUAUGGAUGUACACACAAUGUGAUCAUUAGUUCCCUUGAAUGUGAUCUAGAGAUAUACAUAUAUAUAUCACUUUCUCAAUAGUUCUAGAGUUCAGAUAUAGUAUUUUUGUCCAUAAUAAUUGUUGUUGAAUUGUGAUCAAUAGCUCCACUUAUGAGGAUUAAAGAAAUAUAUGGGAUGUUCACUCGAGUUGUGUUGAUAUGACGACCUGUUCUGUGGUUGUGUGGAAAGGGUUGGUUCUAUGGUGUUUGUUUGAAUGUUGACAUUAUUUCUUGUAGUUUAAGCUCACUCUUAGCGUUUAUUCAACCUCUCAUUAUGUCUUACAGUUUUUUCUCUAUUACACAUUCUGCAUGAAAAUAGAUUCAUAUAGGCAUAGGUAGUAUUUCAUUCAUUUCUGUAAUUAUAUGACCGUCUGCUAGAUAUUAACAAAUAAAAAAAUUAUCUAUCCAAUCUAAGAAACCAAGGAUGAAAAUAUAGUUUAUUCCAUUCUCUGUCAUUAGUUUUCAAAUGUCAAUCAGUAAAUCUGCAGUAUCUAGUAUUCCAAACUAUGUGCCCUCUGCAGGCAAAUCUGCAUAUUGCAAAAAUAGAUAAUUAUGUUCAAUAUUGGUAUUUUUUGUUAAGGUUCUUAUUUUAUUAAAUUAGGACAAUUUUUGACAUUGCAUUCAACAUGUUGAAUGCAAAUGUAAAAAUUAGCCUGUAAAGGAUGAUGGAUCUCCUUUACUGAUCCCGUUACCAGUUACCUCUACAAAAUCAUAAGUUGAAACUAUUACAACAUGAAUAGGGAACUGUCAUAUUCCAGUUUGGGAAUUUGUACUCUCAUUGGUUGCAGACUUAGAUAAAUGCCGUACUGCAGAUUGGUGCUGCAUAGCCUGUUAAUACCAAUAAUAAACAAGUCACUCACUGAACAUAUAGUUUGUGAAAAGUUUGUUUUCUACAUAGACAAAAAACCUCUAGAUCAUGCAGGAUGUGUUUACUUAUCGCUGAUGACCCAUCAGAAUCCCUGAAUGUUCCCCAGUUUCCGAAUCACUGAACACUCGCUGGUAUACUGAACAUUUAAGCAUGAAGAAUAUAUAUUUUGUUGCAGAUCAUAAUCGAAAACAUCAGUGGCAUCAAUCAAAAACAUACAAUGACCUACUGUUAGUCCAGAUAAGGAAGAGAUGCCUACUGGUGUCCUUUGACACAUACCUACACUGCACUAGACUCUUCCCAAAGGUAAAGGAUAGCUGGAUGUUACUGGAUUAAUCCAGAUACUGAUAUGGGACGGAUAAACAACCCGUGUAACUGUCUCCUGUGUCGUAAUGAUCCUGUUCAAACACAUCCUUUCCUGUCCAUGCUUGUAAGGUUUUGGCAGCUAUGUGGUUAUGCCGCUGUUCUUUGAAGCUUUUUCUCCUGUCUAGAACUAAGGCAGACCCUUGAAGUCAGUAGUGGACUCUGGUUUUCCCUAAUCCAGGAUAAUUCUGAAACCCCAGAUCUCCCGAGGGAGGGAAUAACUGACUCGGAAGUAUAACUGAAUAGCUGGCAAAUGUGAAUUAAUUCUGUAAUUUCCUUGCCUUGACAAAGAAUUUACACCAAUAAUUCUCAAGGGAGAAAAUCAAGUCCGGAGUAGCAGUAGUGUAUAAUUUUGAGACAAUAUUGUAGGCAAUGACAGGUGGCUGUUUCAUACAUUCAAAGUCAAACAAAAGUUAUUCAAAUUAUGAAACCGAAAUUUCAGUCAUUUAUUUUUAAAUAUAUUGUUGAAAAGUUCAUCUGGCUUUGACUUUAAAUUACAGAGAUAUUUUUUGACAGGUUGAUUUUGCUAUAUACAGUAUUCUGUGAGCUGAUCAAUUUUAAUCUGAACUGUAAGAUUUAAAUUGAACUAAAAUAUGUAACUUACCAAUAAAUGUUUCUUUAUAUGUUUCCUGGACAGGAGUAUAAGCCUUCCUCUGUGAUAGUCCUAGACUAAGGUCAUAUUUUUAUGUUCUUUAUUGCAUAAAUUGUGAUAUAUAUAGUUAAUCUAUUGUUUAGUCCAGGAUUGAAAUGCCCUCUUACACCUGUUGAACUAUGGAUAUUCCUGUUUAAUGUCAAAUGGUACAUGUCCCAUGUGCAAUAUUGUUGAUGUUGAAAAUGCAAAACUGAAUAUAUAUUUAGUAGUAGCUAUACAUUAAAAGGAUUUAUGCCA